GAAUAGUAAGCUACUCCAAAUAAAUAAACUAUUUGAAAAAAGUGAUGAUUUUUAACAUCAGUGGCAGCCAUUCCUGAUGCCCCUUGUACAUCUGCUGGCCCCGUUGUGACUUGGGACGGGAAGGCUGAGGUAGUCGCUAGCUCGCUGUCAGUGGAGUGAGUGUGAAAGUAAGUGGAAUAAUGGGGUCAGGUGAGCUGUGUGCUUGUGCCCCCAGCCAUGCCGACUCUCAGGCCGUGGUGGCCUGGCUCUCCAGGGACCUGCGCCUGCUGUGUGAGCAGACAGAGGCACCCUGUCAGCACGCCGACGUCGCCAGGGCUAUGCUUGCUGAUUUUGUGCAAAUGCUUGUUUUGAGGGGAUUCCAGAAGAACGUGGAUGUGAGAGGAACCGUGGAGCCGGAGUGGAUGUCCCAGGUGGCCGUUGCUGUUCUCGAGAGGAUGCUGGCUUCUGCGCUCGAAGCUUUGGCGGCCGGGAUUCAGGAGGGGUCCACAGCACACAAGGCAGUGAGCUGCUGGUUCGGUGUGUUCAGUGGACACAUGUAUCGAAGUAUAAUUUCAACCGAGUCUCCAAAGAGGUUCUUCUGUCACACUCUGACCCAGAUCCUCACCCACAAGCCUGUACUGAAAGUUUCCGACGCUGUUCAGAUGCAGAGAGAGUGGAGCUUUGCAAGGACCCCGCCUCUGCUCAGUGGCCUGUACCGUAGGCUCUUCGUGAUCCUGAGCCCAGAGGAGCUGAUGGACCACUUACAAGAAGUUCUGGAGACACAGGAGGUGAACUGGCAGCACGUGCUGUCCUGCGUGUCCACACUGGUGAUCUGCUUGCCAGACGCACAGCAGCUCAUUAAUGGUUGGGUGUCACGUUUGCUGGCUCAUGCGUUCGAGAGCUGUGACCUGGACAGCAUGGUCUUGGCGUUCCUGGUUGCACGGCAGGCUGCGCUGGAGGGCCCAGCUGCCUUCCCGUCCUAUGCCGCCUGGUUUCAGGCCGCCUUCGGGAGCACAAGGGGCUUCCACGGCUGCAGCAAGAAGGCGCUGGUCUUCCUGUUCAAGUUCCUGUCUGACCUCGUGCCCUUCGAGGCCCCCCGGUACCUGCAGGUGCACGUCCUCCACCCGCCGCUGGUUCCCAGCAAGUACCGCGCCCUCCUCACCGACUACGUGGCGCUGGCCAGGACGCGCCUGGCUGACCUCAAGGCGAGUCCCAGCCUCCCCUGCUGCCUGCUCCCCCUCUCUCUCCGCGGAGGCCAGCGCCCGUCUGGGUCCUCACAUGCGCCCGUGUCUUUGCAGGUUUCUAUAGAAAACAUGGGGCUCUAUGCGGAUUUGUCUUCAGCUGGGGACGUCACCGAGCCCCACCGCCAGACGUCCCAGGAUGUUGAGAAGGCCAUCAUGGUGUUUGAACACACGGGGAAGAUUCCCGCCGCCGUCCUGGAGGCCAGCAUAUUCCGGAGGUCCUACUACCUGUCCCACUUUCUCCCCGCCCUGCUCACGCCGCGAGUGGUCAGUACACGUAGCCGUGAACGUGGGGCCGGGUCGGCAGAGAGUGGGCUCCCUGUCGGCGUCUCACCCAAGUCCUGUGUUCCCUCUCAGCUCCCGAGGGUCCCUGAUUCCCGGGCCGCUCUCAUAGAGUCCCUGAGGAGAGCGGAUAAAAUUCCCCCCUCCUUAUACUCCAUCUACCGCCAAGCCUGCUCCACUGUCGGAGAGAAAAAGCCAGAAGAUGCAGCCUCGCGAAGGGAGGUGGAGCCCAGCUGUGCGGAGGAGCCGCUGGGCCUGCUCACAGCUGCCUUGCGAGAGCUCAGGGCCUCAGUGACAGAUCCCACCCAGCAUGACGCGUUGUUGGCUCAGAUGGCAGUGAUCUCUGAACAGCUCCGCUCCGCCCUGGGCCUCGGCGAGGAUGACAGUGACGUCGAGGGGGCCCCGGUUCAGCUCAGCGUCCGGGCCCCCAAGCUGCAGCCGUGGGAGCAGAGGGUCGUGGACCUCCUGCUGACGUCUUUCUGUCAGAACCUCAUGGCGGCCUCCAGCGUUGCCCCACCGGACAGGCAGGGCCCCUGGGCCGCCCACUUCGUGAGGACCCUGUGCAGACGCAGGCUCCUGCCGGCUCUGCUCAGCAGGCUCUGCCAACUGCUCCAUCACCAGGGCCCGAGCCUGAGUGCCUCACAUGUGGUGGGGUUGGCUGCCCUGGCCGUCCACCUUGGCGAGUCCAGGUCUGCCCUCCCGGAGGUGCGUGUGGGCCCUCCCACCCCUGCCGGGGGCCUGCCUGUCCCCGAGCUCUUCGACAUCCUCCUGCCCUGUAGGACCCAGGAGUCCUCAGCCCUGUGUCUGAAAUUUUGUACGGCGGCAAUUUCUUAUUCUUUGUGUAAGUUUUCUUCCCAGUCACGUGACAUCUUGUACAGCUGUUUGUCUCCAGGCCUUAUAAAAAAGUUCCAGUUCAUCGUGUUCAGAUGGUUCUCAGAGGCCCGAGACCCUCCCUCUUGGGAAGACCCGGCCAGCUCUCCCUGGAGGCCCCUGUGCCUGCCCUCCGUGGACUGGCAGCGAGCCGCCCUCUGCCUGUGGAAGCAGAGGACCUUGCGGGAACUGCUGAAGCAGGAGGGACUCCAUUUGACUUACAGAGACUGGUUACAGCUGGAACUCGAAAUUCAGCCUGAAGUUGAUUCUCUUUCAGAUACAGAAAGGCAGGACUUCCACCAGUGGGCCAUCCACCAGCACUUCCUCCCCGCGCCCUCUGCCACCGGGGGCUGCGACGGAGACCUGGAAGUCGCCUGCGCCACGCUUGUCAACGUGCUCAUGGACUUCUGUCAAAGUUCAAGGAGUUAUGAUCACUCAGAGAAUUCUGGUUUGGUUCUUGGCGGCUGCACAGGAAAUCGGGAUAUUUUUUCCAGAUUGCAGGAGAUGGCUGCUGACCUGGAGCAGGGCCCAGCGCCCCUCGGCCAUGCUGCUCCCCGGGGCCACUUCCUCUUUGGAGUUUUCUGCAGACGCCUCCAGGCCCUGGCUCGAGGGUGGGACGCGGCCAGCCGCCUCCAGCGACAGCGGGAGCUGCUCAUGUGCAAACGCAUCCUCCUCGGCCUGCCCCCCUCCGUGCUUGUCGGCAGCCCCCGCUUGGAGCAGCUGGCCGCGCCCGACUGCGAUGACUUCUUCCACUUAGUCAACUCGGAGCUGAGAAACUUCUCCCACGACGGCGCCCUGACCCACGACAUCACGGCCCACUUCUUCAGGGUAAUUUCCUUUCUCUCUGCCCCUCCAGCGUCACUGCUCACUCAGACCCCAGGGCUGGGCCCUUGCGUGCGUGGCAGCUCCCGGGGCCUGGGUCCACGUGCAAACCCUGUGUGCGGGCGUCUCUCCCCGCAGGGGCUCCUCAACGCCUGUUCACGAAGCAGAGACCCCUCCCUGGCAGCCGACCUGACCCUGACUGCCUGCCAGACCCAGUGCCCCUUGCUUCUGACCUCUGCUCUGCUGUGGUGGCCGCACCUGGAGCCCGAGCUUCUCCGCCGGUGGAGGAGAUGCUCCCAGAGCCCGCUGCCUGCAGAGCUGCGGAGGCUGCAGGAGGCCCAGCACUUUGCUGGGGGCGUCCUCUCCUCCCUUGCGGCAGCCCCCGCACCUGGCCCAGCCUGGCUCUGCGCGGCUGCCCUGCACUUCGUGAUUCGACGGGCCGGGAAGGAGAGCAUCCGGCAGGAGCUGGGACAGCUGGACGGCCAAGGAGAGGAGCUAUUGGUUUUCCUGUUUUUUUUUUCCUUGAUGGGCCUGCUCUCUUCACAUCUGACCCCGCAGGCCGUUGGCUCCCUGAAGGCUCUGGACAUCUGUGCCGAGGUCCUGGGGUGUCUGCAGAGGAAGAGGAUUUCCUGGCUGCCGCUCUUUCAGUUGACGGAGACAGAUGCCGGCCUGGGGCGCACCCUCCUCCGCCUGGCCCCGGACUACCAGGUCAGGCUGCUGCCGGUCGCCUUCUACAGCCUCCUGUCCUACUUUGACAAGGACGCCCUCCUCCAGGAAGACGCCUUCCUGCACGUUGCUGUUAACAUGUACCUGAAGCUCAUGGGCCUCUUCGUGGCUGGGGAGACUGGUGCGGUCUGGACUCUGGCCCACAGUGGGGAGCUCCAGGCCCAGGCAGGUGCAGGGCCAGGCCUGUCUCCACACGGACCCGGGAGGCCAGCUCUCGGGGGCCUGCGGCCCGGGCAGCCCCUCCUGGCGCAGCGUGCAGCUGUGGGCACCCUGACCGCGGCUCUGCCUGUCUUCUCUCCAGGGCGACCCCGUAAGCCUGAUAACAAACGCUCGUCUUUUUCUGCUGCAGUCGAUACCUCGGUGCCCGAAAAGGAGCUUCUCAGACGUGGCAGAGCUGCUGGGCGCGGGUGCAGACUGUGACCCGGAAGUGCGUGCCGCCCUCCUCAGCAGGCAGCAGGCCGUGCUGGACCCUGACCUCUACCAGGAGCCCCGUCUCUUCUGACAGGAUCUGUGCA
Messenger RNA from Physeter macrocephalus (sperm whale), 4435 nucleotides. It is a transcript of the gene FANCA, whose product is annotated as FA complementation group A. The coding region runs from base 180 to 4340 and encodes 1386 amino acids. The record is from RefSeq and is a predicted model, not a curated record. The transcript is spliced from 33 exons. Gene Ontology annotation, biological process: regulation of regulatory T cell differentiation; interstrand cross-link repair. NCBI's taxonomy places the organism in Eukaryota, Metazoa, Chordata, Mammalia, Artiodactyla, Physeteridae. Gene Ontology annotation, cellular component: Fanconi anaemia nuclear complex.